Molecule: messenger RNA, 1611 nt
Organism: Gymnodraco acuticeps
Lineage: Eukaryota; Metazoa; Chordata; Actinopteri; Perciformes; Bathydraconidae
Product: heparan sulfate glucosamine 3-O-sulfotransferase 3A1-like
Exons: 2
Coding region: 312-1496 (394 amino acids)
Molecular function (GO): [heparan sulfate]-glucosamine 3-sulfotransferase activity
Source: RefSeq, a predicted model, not a curated record
CGGGUGGUACAUCAGGGCUGGUGGUGGCAUCCUACAGACUAGAGAGCAAGGAAAGAAGAGAGAGUGUUACCUGAGUGCGUACAUUGUUGCAGAAGUAACUGCGGGUGGUUAUUUUUGGCUGCUCUUGGUCAGUCUGGGCGUCAUCUUUCUCACCUGUGCUGCAGGUAUAAUUUGUUGUCUUUUUUGGAGGUGUUAUCCACAGCACACCGUGGAUGAAGAAGCCUCACUCCUCGGUUUCUUCAUGGCAAGGAGAGUCAAUAUUGUGUGCCUAGCAUGGCUGCGGCUCCUGCACCGACCUCCCAGGGACCGGUAUGGCUUUUAGCCGCAUCAGUAAACUGGACCCCCCUUGCCGAGGCAUCUUCAGGAAAGCGGCGGUCAUGCUGUGCACCCUCUUCACCUCCCUCUUCCUCCUGCACUGCCUCACCGCCCGCUGCAGCACCACUUCACCGGUUAAGGUGUCCUCCGGCCGGGCUGCGGGGCUCUUCGAGGACUUUAGGUCACUGAGGACUAAAAGACUUGCGUACCAGUGGACCCCCGGGUCGGAGCUUACGGGCUACGGGGUCGCCAGGCGCUCUUCACGGGUUCUCGCGGAUGAGCGCUCGAGGCAGGUAUCCGAACUGCCCGAGGAGGAGUCUUUCAUCUUGCCGCCACCGGAUUUAGUUGCUUCCCGGAAAGUGUCGCCGAGGUUCGCAGGUAAACUCAGUCCGCUCGGGGAGGGGAGCAAGAAACUGCCACAAGCUCUCAUCAUCGGGGUGAAGAAAGGAGGGACCCGGGCUCUGCUGGAGUUUCUCCGGGUUCAUCCGGACAUCAGAGCCGUGGGAGCGGAGCCGCACUUCUUCGACCGAAACUAUGACAACGGACUGGAGUGGUACAGAGAGCUGAUGCCCAAGACUCUGGAGGGCCAGAUCACCAUGGAGAAAACCCCCAGCUACUUUGUGACCAGAGAGGCUCCGGCCAGGAUAUCCGCCAUGUCCCGGGACACCAAGCUGAUCGUGGUGGUGAGGGACCCCGUCACCAGGGCCAUCUCGGACUACACACAGACUCUGUCCAAGAAGCCGGACAUUCCCUCUUUCGAGAGCCUCACCUUCAAAAACAGGACUACGGGGCUCAUCGACACCUCGUGGAGCGCCAUCCAGAUCGGCAUCUACGCCAAGCACCUGGACAACUGGCUGCACUACUUCCCCAUGGAGCAGAUCCUGUUUGUGAGCGGCGAGCGUCUGAUCAGCGACCCGGCCGGAGAGCUGGGCCGCGUGCAGGACUUCCUGGGGCUCAAGAGGAUCAUCACUGACAAACACUUUUACUUCAACCAGACCAAGGGUUUCCCGUGCCUCAAGAAGGCAGAGGGCAGCAGCAAACCCCACUGCCUGGGCAAAACCAAAGGGCGGACCCACCCCAACAUUGACCCUGAGGUGGUGCAGAGGCUACGGGACUUCUACAGGCCCUUCAACAUGAAGUUCUACCAGAUGACGGGGCGAUUCUUUGGCUGGGAGGACUGAAUGUGUUUUUCUCUGAAGGUUGGGGUAUUCAGGAGCACUCUAGGGGGGGUCGUAUAAGAGAAUGCAUUUGUAAUAUUUCAAGAAAUAGUCAUAAACAUGGCUACAAAUUAAAAAA